Molecule: messenger RNA, 1644 nt
Organism: Cheilinus undulatus (humphead wrasse)
Lineage: Eukaryota; Metazoa; Chordata; Actinopteri; Labriformes; Labridae
Product: rhotekin-like
Exons: 13
Coding region: 1-1371 (456 amino acids)
Biological process (GO): signal transduction; mitotic cytokinesis; actomyosin contractile ring assembly
Cellular component (GO): actomyosin contractile ring
Source: RefSeq, a predicted model, not a curated record
AUGAAUGAUAACAUACAGGAUGAAGUGGUGCUGAAGCAGAUUGAGAAGGAGGUGAGAAUGCGGGAAGGAGCCAGUAAGCUGCUGGGAUUCUGCUCCAGGAGAGAACAGGCCCUGGAGGCUUCCAAGAGCUUGCUCACCUGCAAUACCCGCAUUCUGGCCUUGCUGAGCCAACUCCAGAGGAUGAGGAAGGCUCAGAUCCUGCACCGAGUGGAGCACAGGUCUUCUGAAGACGUGGUGCCAUGUCUGGGGAAACUGGCGCUUUCAGACCUGCGAAUCCCUCUGAUGUGGAAAGACUCAGAGUACUUCAAAAACAAAGGGGAGCUCCAUCGCUGUGCUGUGUUCUGCCUGCUGCAGUGUGGCACAGAAAUCUACGAUACUGACAUGGUGAUGGUGGACAGGACUUUAACUGACAUCUGUUUUGAAGACACCGUCAUAUUUAAGGAGGCCGGUCCAGGCUUCCAGCUUCGUUUCGAGCUCUACAGCUGCAGUGCAGUCGAGGACUUCCCCCCGGGGACUCUUGGAGCCCGGAGAGGGAGCUACCUGGGGGGUUCUUUGGGAGGCACCUCUGGGAAGAAGAUCCGUGCUGCAUUAGAGUCUGCAGCGGCUUGUGGAUCGGUGUUGAAUGCAGGGUUUGCAGGACCUGGAAAUGUUUCGCCGCCUCUAUCUCCAAACAUGUCACGAAUGGGGCCGAAGUAUAACCUGCUGGCUUACACAACUCUGACAAUUGAUCACGUCAAGGAAGGAUUUAAGACCCAUGAUUUGUUCGUAGCAGCAACAGAGGAUUGCCCCUACUGGCUGCCUCUGUACGGGAACAUGUGCUGCCGCCUCAUGGCUCAGCCUCUGUGCAUGAUCCAGCCCGUCAUGAGCGGACAUCUCAGGGUUAAGCUUGAAGAGGACCUUAAUUGCUGGGAAAAUGUCUACAGCGUCCUCAGGGGCCAAACUCUUCUGUGCUAUCAAAGUGAAGAAGACCUGGAGUCUGAGGACGAGCCUUUACUUGUAAUUCCCGUCAAAAAGGAUACCUUGGUGUGUCUAUCAGAGAACGAUCCUGAGCCCUGUCAGAGUAUACUCAUCAGCACAGAGCAAGACGGAGAAGACAUCACCUACACGCUGGUCACGCACACACCUGAAGAAACUCAGCGCUGGACCGAGGCCCUGUGGCGGCAUGUCUUCAACAUGAGUCAAUGGAAACAGUGCUGCGAUCACCUCAUGAAGAUAGAGACGCCCAGAUCCAGAAAAGGCACCACAGCGAGGCAGGGCUCACUCUACCACGAAAUAGUCACACCAGCCUCACCCAGAGAAGGGUUUGUGGUUCCAGAUCUGUCCGCUGAGAUCCGGACUCUUCUCCAUUCCUACUACAAGGAAAGUUAUUGAUGACCCUGCCGAAGUUGCACUGGAGGGAUGAGAAACAGGCCUUAUUCUGUUUAUUUGUGGCGACCACCCCUGGUCAGAGAAGUGAAUGUGGAAAUGAUUAAUGGUGUGAUUUGGACGCAUCCAAACGCAAUGUUAUUACCAGCUAUUUUCUUAUUUAGAAGGUGUUCAGGUUCUAUAAAGCUCUGAAUCUUAUGUUCAUGUUUUGUAAAAAAACAGUGUAAAACCAGCGUGCUGCUCAAUUUUGAGGCUUUCUCUGUAAAAACUGAUGUCGGA